AUGAGUGAUUUUGAAUUUACUUACAUAGAUUUUGAGGAAUGUAAUACUAAUACUUCUGAAAAAAGUAAUAAAGAUAAUAUUGAUCAAAUUGCUUUUGCAACAUUAGCUAUUUUUAACAAUGAAACCAUAGAUAAAAGCUCAUCAGAAAUGAAAGUGGUGAAACUUCCAAGCAAGUUACUUGUUAGAACAGCAAUGAGAAUGGGAAAAGUUGAAUUGAAUAGAUUAAUGGAAAGGCUUCAUAUGAUAAUUCUGGAAAAGGCUUUAUUUUUGUGUUCUGAAAUUUAG
This is a messenger RNA of Funneliformis caledonium, 285 nucleotides long. NCBI's taxonomy places the organism in Eukaryota, Fungi, Glomeromycota, Glomeromycetes, Glomerales, Glomeraceae. The record is from the annotation of a GenBank genome assembly.